Molecule: messenger RNA, 1361 nt
Organism: Doryrhamphus excisus (bluestripe pipefish)
Lineage: Eukaryota; Metazoa; Chordata; Actinopteri; Syngnathiformes; Syngnathidae
Source: RefSeq, a predicted model, not a curated record
AUUUUUUGUGGAAUCUUUCAUUAAAUCUUGUCUCACUUUCACUUUAUCCACACGUGUCCUGACUUCCUGUCCCCUGUCACCGUGCUUUGCUUCCCAUUCUCCUCCUUCCGUCUUUUUGUCUUGUAAUCACUUCAAAGAUCAACCUCAUUUCCUCCACCAUCAUGCAACACAGAGAUAUUGUUUGUUCCAAUCAUUUGCAGCAACGUUUUAAUUGCUGCAUGUUGCAGUGGAAGGUCGUCAUUGCCAUGUUUCACCACAUGAGGCAUGGUUGUCACCGUGAUGGCAUCAUCACAACCACUAAAGCUCCAUUCCGUUGCAUCAGGGCAGAUGAGAUGAGAAGAUGCUUUUUAAUUUUCUACAUUUCAGCCAUGAAUCAUUUGGAUGUUUAGAAAGGUCACGUAUGUUCUGUGGAAUGAUUGUCCACUGAGAUGCCGUGGAAACUAAAGGUCACAUGACUUCAACAGACCGCCUCCUAAAAUAAUCCUUUAAUGUUGGAUGCUCAUGUCUUCAUUGUCUCCCCCCCCCACCCCCACCCACCCAUGACCCUGUGACCCCAUUGAUGGGGGGGGUCAAAGGAUGCAAGUAUUUCAGGCGUGAGUGCCAUCAUGGCCAUAAAGAGGGAAGUUCGGGAAGCACGGACAAAUCUGUCCAAGGUGGUCCACGUACAUAUAUACCCCCCCCACCCCCCCACCAGAGACUUCACUAUUUGGAUGCUGUCCUUCACGCUUGGCUGCUUCUCAUUGUCACUUUGGAGAGCCUAAGAAGACGUCAGCAUGUCUGAGGGAAAGAAAAUGACAUCGAGCCGCAGGCAUCACCUGAAGAGUUUGAUGCUGCAGAUCGCCGCCAGCUGGCUGGAGCAAGAAGCCGCCGAGAUCGCCAUCGCCAAGGAGGCUCACGUGGCGGAGAACUGCCCCGCCCCCGACCUGGGCGGCGACCAGGCUUCCCUGAUGGACGUCUGCAAGAAGCUGCAGCAGAUCAUCGACAAGAUCGACGAGGAGCGGUACGACACCGAGGCCAAGGUGGUCAAGGCGGACAAGGAGAUCGAGGAGCUGAAGCUGAAGGUGGUGGAGCUCGCCGGCGUCAAGAAGCCCGCCCUGAAGAAGGUGCGAAUGUCGGCCGACGCCAUGCUGCAGGCGCUGCUGGGCGGCAAACACAAAGUCAACAUGGACCUCAGAGCCAACCUCAAGCAAGUCAAGAAGGAAGUCAAAGAGGAGGCGACGGAGGCGGUGGGCGACUGGCGUAAGAACGUGGAGGACAAAGCUGACAGGAAGAAGAUGUUUGAAGCCUCCUGAAGACGUUUGGUGUUUGUGUUCUUUGGACUUGGGUGAUUUUUGCCUUUGAAAGAUCACGUGGUUCACCGA